UGUGUGUGUUGUAAAGCAAUUAUCAUUAUAAUAAUAAUUAGUAGGCCUAUCAGUAUGAUGCAUUCUCUAGUGAAGCUUGUAUUACAGUUACAGUUCAAAACAUAAUUUUGACCACAUUAAAAGGAGUUCUCAUGCAUGUUUCACAUAGUAGCUAUAUUGAAAUGAAUGGAAACCAACGUCUACCUGUAAGGUAGGGUGGAAAACGUAUUAAACUAAUCAAGGUUAGUCAAUUACGCUUGAAUGAUUUGACCAAUGAACAAAAACAUGCAAAAACAAACACAACCUUGCAACACCUGUAGAACGUUUUGACUCAAAAUCAUCAAAAUAUGAGAGAAAAGUUUUGUGUUACAGGCCUUCUACAGGCCUACAGACUUAUUCUACUUAAUAAUUCCUGAGAAUAAUUUGGCCUAGCUGUUUAUAAAUUUCUAAUUAUCUCAUUUGACGGGAUGGGGAGGUUACCUAUCUUUAGGUAAGUUCAUCAAUAAUGCACUGUUUCCCAUCCAUUUGAAUGAUGUAAUCAUUCACAAGUCUGCUGCUGAUUUGGUGAACGUCUCUGACUCGCCGCCCUGCGCCAUGUGCUCCAUCGCCGGUUGCCAAAUGAUGAGAGGAUCGUUCUGAUUUGGGGAGGGGGAAACAAGAACAGGAAAAGAUGGCGGUGCAGACCAACUUGGUCCCUCCCAAAAAGGUCCAGCCUGGCAUGGUGAAGUCCAGUCUAGUCCAGGCCAGUGUGGCCACCAUGCAGAACCCCAUGAGCUGUGACCCUAAGGCCAGUGGUCACAGUCCGCUGCCACGCCUGUCCAUCUCCUCCCGCUCAGCCAGCGUAGUGGCCAGCAUGGAUGCCAGCUGUGACGGCAUGGCUGCCGCACUCCACUCAGUGAUGAAGUGGAAGACGGUGCUGGCAGUGUUCAUCGUGGUCGUUCUCUACCUGGUUUGUGGAGGCCUGGCAUUCAAUGCACUGGAGCAGCCGUUUGAGAGCAACCAGAAGACCAGUAUCACUCUGGAGAAGGCUUCAUUCCUGGCGAGACACCCCUGUGUUACUCCUGAUGAGCUGGAGGCACUCAUCAAGCAUGCCAUAGAUGCUGUGAGUGCAGGAGUGAGUCCUAUUGGAGACACAUCCUACAAUUCCAGUUACUGGGACCUGGGCAGUGCUUUCUUCUUUGCUGGAACUGUCAUCACUACCAUAGGUUAUGGAAACAUAGCUCCAAGCACAGAGGGCGGGAAAAUCUUUUGCAUCCUUUAUGCCAUAUUUGGCAUCCCUCUCUUUGGCUUCUUGUUGGCGGGGAUCGGGGACCAGCUGGGGACCAUCUUUGUGAAAAGCAUCUUGAGAGUUGAGAGGAUAUUCAGGCAAAAACACAAACAGAUCAGCCAGACUAAGAUCAGAGUGACGUCCACCAUCCUGUUCAUCCUGGCUGGCUGCAUUGUUUUUGUCACCAUCCCUGCUGUCAUCUUUAAACACAUCGAGGGAUGGACUACACUGGAGGCCAUCUACUUUGUUGUGAUCACUCUCACCACAGUGGGGAUAGGAGACUAUGUGGCAGGUGGAAACCGUAGGAUCGACUAUAUGAAGUGGUACAAGCCUCUGGUGUGGUUCUGGAUCUUGGUGGGUUUGGCAUACUUUGCGGCCGUCCUCAGCAUGAUUGGAGACUGGCUCCGAGUUCUGUCUAAAAAGACCAAAGAAGAGGUUGGGGAGUUUAAAGCUCAUGCAGCUGAAUGGAAGGCAAAUGUACGAGCAGAGUUCCGUGAAACACGCCGGCGCCUGAGCGUCGAGAUCCAUGAUAAGCUCCAGCGGGCCGCCACCAUCCGCAGCAUGGAGCGCCGUCAGCUUGGCCUCGAGCAGCGGGCUCACUCCCUGGACAUGUUGUCUCCAGAGAAGCGAGCCUUGUUCACCAGCCUGGAUGCUGGCCGUUUCAAGACUUCCUCGCAGGAGAGCAUCGACACCAAGCUCAACAACCUGAGGCUGAAGGGGGCCUGUGAGCCGUACGACCAUCAGGGGAGUGAGCAAACGCCGCAGACAGCGUCUUCCUCAGAGGAGAAUCUCUUCAACCUGCGCUUUGGAUCCCUCACCAAGCUGGCCAGACGCAACAAGAACCGCGAGCUGCGGAGGAACAUUACUGAAGAUGUGCGACGGUCAAGUGUAGGCAUAAACAAUGGCAGUGCCAUGCUGGGCGAGGAGAGGACGGAAGAAGAAGGCGAUGGAGAGCCAGAUGACGAGAUCGGAGAAAGAAAAGAGGGAAACACUAGUCUGACAAACCUGUCACAGUACGCAAAGGAGCGCACUAAGUUGAAUGGGUUCACACCAGUACAGGCCAAAGAUAGAGAGAGCGACUAGGUAUAGAAUGGAAGAGCACUACAAAGACAGAGAGCGAAACAGAGUGAAAGAUACAGAGACAGAGACACCGAAAAACAGUGCAUGGUCCUUUGAGAUGUCAAGAAAUGUGCCUUUCUGUUUCCUAUGCUUAGAUUGGAACCGCUCCCAGGAAAUUCAGUCAUUGUGCCAUAGCCAUUGGAAGAAAAUGUGUUGCCAAAAAUGAAUGAAUUGAAGUGACAGAAGAGGCUGUAGUUAAAAUACCUCAUAUCUGAUGUUGCUGUAGAGUGGGCUACUUAAGAACUUUCAUUUCUACAGAAUCUGUCAUUCCAGCCUCAUUGUCUUUCAGCCCUGACAAUGCGACACUUGGGCAAUGGCUGUGUGUUAAUGCUGAAUCUUAUUUUUAAAUAAUGUGGGCAGGACAUCCCAAGAGCUAGCUUCAUGUCAUCCAUCUUCAGAAACAUUAUUGAUCUCCACUUUGUCAUCUCAUACUGCGGUGGCUAUGUUUAGCUCAGCCAGGCUGCUACAAAAGGACUACUACGUUCAAUGAAUGGGCGGGAAGUUGUGUUUCUGCUGGAUCAAUAGACAAUACGAGCAUUUACCUAGCUGACAAUUAUUCCUACAAGGUAUGUGGCUUGGAAGAUGUAACCCUAGGGCAUAAACUACAACAUGCUAAAAGCUCAUAAAAACAAACUACUCACAUUGAUUGUGCAUGGUUAUUAAAACACAACCACAGCAGUUAACUGAUAUAAACUAACUUGAAAGCUUGAAAUUACAACUGUAAUAAUGUUUCUUUUUGUUUAAAUAAAAUGAAAUGUGUCUUUCAUUCAUAUUUAUGGUGAAAAAAAGCCACUAAUUCUUCUUCUUGGAUCAACACAGAGCUGGAAUUCACCUGACAGACACUGAUUUAAUCACCUUUGGCCAUGAGAUUGUCAGCAAAGUUAAAAACACUCUUUUUCGUAUAUGACAUUCACUUUAUUACAGAGGUCUUGAGACUACUUAAAUUACUUUUUAAUUAAUGAAUGUGAUGCUCUUGAUUUUGUACUCACCAAGCAUGUUUGCACCUGUUUACUCCUUUUUAAAUCGGCCGAGCACUUGAGUUGAGUUUUCCAUUGUAUUGUAAAAUAUGAACAUAAUCUCUUUUUUUGCAUUUCUUUUCUGAAACUCAGUAGAACAUUCUGGCUUCAAUCAUAUCCACACUGAAAUGUGUUUUACUGUAGUUCCUAAAGGUUUACUCAAUGAAAUUUUUGUCAGAUGACCAUUCAUCACCAUUCAACUUUGUUUGCAUUUUAUAAACAGGCACUCGCAAUACUACCCAAUGCCUACCAUGUAUCCAUAGCGUGCACUGCAUGCAUUUCUAAAGCUGAAUUACACACACACUGGAACCUGUAACCUGAUUUGAAUAACAUUCAUCUUUUCAUGACCAUUACCUGUGACAAGUUGAACGACUAUUUGUUGUGCACAAUUUAUUUAUUUGAUCACAUUAAAUGUAGUGAGUGCCUUUUCCCAAAUAAUAAACAUGACCAAGAAAUUUGAAAGUUGGUAUACAAAUAACAUAAUUAGCAUAUUCAUUCAAUAUGCUGGUGGUAUAGGGUGAAGGGCAGUGCUUUUCCAAGGUCAUUUCUACAAAAUUAUAUUCCAGAUUUGAAAAACUAUUGCUAGCUGUUUUUCAGUAAGAGGUUUCACAGUUGCUGGAAUUACUAAGUUAAUCAUGUAACAGGUUGAAAUUCAGAUCACACUGUAUGGAUUAUCAUCUAAACAUACAUUCAUUCUUUAGGAACGUGUGAACAUGAAAAUAUUUAUGGACGUUCUCAACUCAUGAACUGUGUUUGUAAUAAGGAUUGGCCCAUUGGUGGAUGAAUGCCACAUGUUCUCUCUUCAUUAAAGCUAACUUCCUAGCCCCAGAGGCUCUAGGCUACAAAAUACAAAGACAGAAUCAUGCAGUAGUAAGUUAGCCUAGCUACCAAUCCUGUACUAGAACAUACGGACUGAAUGUAACCAGCUCUCUUAGGGCAGGUUACAGACUAUGUUUUGUGUGUGUGUGUGUGUGUGUGUGUGUGUGUGUGUGUGUGUUUUGGCCAUCAAUUUCUCAAAAUGUUUUGGCACACAUAUGAUGGACAGUUGAGAUGAAUGUGUAUUUAGAAGACUGUUUUCUGUUUUAUUUUAUUAAAUUUGGGCU
Molecule: messenger RNA, 4484 nt
Organism: Micropterus salmoides (largemouth bass)
Lineage: Eukaryota; Metazoa; Chordata; Actinopteri; Centrarchiformes; Centrarchidae
Gene: kcnk10b
Product: potassium channel, subfamily K, member 10b
Exons: 7
Coding region: 650-2329 (559 amino acids)
Biological process (GO): potassium ion transmembrane transport; stabilization of membrane potential
Cellular component (GO): membrane
Molecular function (GO): potassium ion leak channel activity
Source: RefSeq, a predicted model, not a curated record